AUGAGCGCAUCGCUGGUGACACUCGCUAAUGUCCUCUCCUCCGACUGCACAUACUAUGCCGGGGACCCAGAUGUGCUGAGGAGCGAACGGUAUGUGGAGCGCAUCACGAAGCUGCUGCAGUCGGAGCAGGCGGACCUUCUCGUGGCGCGUGUCGCGAUUCACGCCCAACUGCGCGACGCCUUCAAGGACGAUGCGGUGCAGAAGGCGCUGAGGCCGUACCUCCGCGGCGACGAGUCGUUUCAGAGCCUCAUCGAAAACGCUAAGGCCCGCGCCCAGUUCUUCUCGCGCAAGCAUCAGGAGCUGCUCGCGGAGGUGAUGGCCAGCGAGGAGCAGGUGGCGUUGCGCGAGGCCCACCGUGAGUUAGCCGCGUGGGAGAAGGAAAACGCGGUGCUGCUGCGCCACCAGAUGUUCAUGUCUUACAAACCCUCCAUGACACUGCUGCUUGAGAGUGCAGCGACAAUCGCACUGUAUCGCCAGUAUGCCACACUCGAGGAGGGCGAGUAUACGAGCGAGAGCAGCAGCGGCGAGGUGCCGGCGCAACUACGCAAGAUGGGCGGCAAGCCGCUCUUCACCACGCAGGCAGCCAGCAAGCCCUUCAAGGUGGACGAGCACACCAAGAUGUACUCCCAGCAAGUCCUCCAGAACAAGCGUGUUGAGUACGAGGAGAAGCGGGCGCUCGUCGCACAACGCCGCAAGGCACUUGAGGAAUGCCCAUCGCUGCAGCGCCUUCAGAACUUCAUCAAUACGCGCAAUGAUAUCCUGCGCCAGUGCGGCAUCGAUCGCCUCGUAUCAUUCCGCGUGCGGCGUGACAAGGCCCUGGCAGAGCCGUUCGAAGGCGGUGAGGACGCCACAGUGCAUGGACUGCCCGACAGCAACGACAUUAUGAAGAGCCGCCGCGUGGCGCAAUACUCACUGCCGAAAAUUAUCGAGCAGUGUCACAAAAACUAUGUUAGCAUCCUCGCCACUGAUGACUGGGACAGCAUCUUGAAGAGCAAUGACCUCAGCAGCCGCGAAAUAAUACAGAUGCUGAAGCCGCUCAAGGACCUUGAGACAUUUCGCUAUUGGUUCCUCGCAAGCAUCACGGCGGAUGCCCCGCAGAUUGGGCCCAACAAGCUCGUAGGAAAGAAUGUCACCACCCUCGAUGAGUACAAAAAACUCUGGCAGCCGCAGAAGAGCAACUACGUUCCCUCCCUCAAUACGGCUAGCCGGCAGAGCUUCGCCAGGAAUGUGGCGGAGCGCCGCGGUUUUCCGCACAUCGUCGUACUUUCCCCCAUCACGUACACCUACAUGCAGAACAAUGAUCCUAACACAAUCGUAAAAGGAGAGUUGGACCUGAUGGUCUAUGACCAAACCAAUGAGAAGGUGUUGUUGAUGAUCGUCAACUCACAUGAUGACCGCCGCCCACGUGGUGCCUUCCUCCGUGGACAGGAAGAGCGUUAUCGUUUUGCCGCCGUGAUUCGCACCGCCAUCGCGAACGACAACGAGCUACACGGGUUCCAGUGUCAUGGCACCGUGGCGGAGUACUUCUUCGACCCCGAGAGCGGCUCCGAGGAGAACUACUACUGCAUCAUGGCACCUUCCAAGAUCUCGCAGAAGGUGGGGACGAUCAUCAAUGUGCCUUUAACGGCGCUGCGCCCCUUUACCUCGUGCCCGCCGCGUUACUUCCUGCUGGGCUCCAGCUGGGGCGUCAGCUCCGGCCACGCGAAGAACCCGUACGCCAUCUCUUACACACACGCCGAGCUCAACGAAGCCGCCAUCGCGCUGCAGCAGAACAUCUCGGAGGGCUUCAUCCAGAAGCACGUGAUGCCGCACCUGCUAACCCGCAAGGAGGGCCUUGCGAUCCUGGAGAAGGAGAAGCAGCAGCGUCUGCGUGAGCAGCGCGAGGCGUUGUCUGCGCACGGCACCCGCUCUCUCACGCAGACGCCGCGCGAAAGCAGCCGCACGCCAUGCCACACGACGACGUACACGAACGGUGCCGCCGCAGAGGACCCAGAAGAGCCGGAGGACGACGGCAUUCUACCCGAGGAGGAGGACCCGCUCAGCACCAUCGUGCCGGAGGACCCGCUGCGGCUCGUGCGUGAGACACUGCUGAGCAAGCGAUUCGUGCAGCCUGGUUUUCUUCAGCGGCGGUCGAAGGAUCUGCAGGUCAAGCAGCUGCCGGCGGUGAAGGACGGCAACAUGCGCACGCCACUCAUGGUGUUCCAUGACUUCAUGAAGACGAAGCACGGUGAGGAGGAGACACCGGCCAGCCAGCCGCAGAGUGCACGUGACCGCCGCAGCAGCACCACCAACAGUGCCUUGAAGAGCAGCCCGCGAGGCGCCACACGCGGCCCCGCCAACGUGACGUGGUUUUAG
Messenger RNA from Trypanosoma grayi, 2355 nucleotides. RefSeq lists its product as hypothetical. Lineage: Eukaryota; Euglenozoa; Kinetoplastea; Trypanosomatida; Trypanosomatidae. The record is from RefSeq and is a predicted model, not a curated record. The coding region runs from base 1 to 2355 and encodes 784 amino acids. The transcript has a single exon.